Molecule: messenger RNA, 1210 nt
Organism: Chara braunii
Lineage: Eukaryota; Viridiplantae; Streptophyta; Charophyceae; Charales; Characeae
Source: the annotation of a GenBank genome assembly
GCAGAUCAGUAAGCAGAGGGAGAUGACAGCAGGGCCGCCGCGGCAUGAACAACCGUAACAGCAAUAGCAACAGCAACAGCAACACCAACAGCAAAAGCGAGAGAGACAGCGACAGCGACAGUAUAGCAACAGCAACAGCAACAGCAACAGCAACAGCAACGGCAACAGCAACGGCAACAGCGACAGCCACAGCGAUAGCCACAGCAAUAGCAACAGCCACAGCGACAGCGACAGAGACAGCCAAGCAGCUCGAGAUGCAGAACAAGAGGAAGCAGGAGAGAAGUAGAAGACAAUGGGUGGCACUCAUCAGGUCCAAUUUUUCGGGGAGGAUAAAACUUGAAUAAACUAUAUGUCUACAUCUCAACGCGUCCGCUGUAACCGUUCUGUCGUGCUCAUUUACAACAGGAGAAAGAGGGAGCAUACGGUGGCAGCAGCAGUCUCGGCAGAAGCAGAAGCGGCAUCAGGAGCAGGAGGAGGAGGAAGACGAGCAGUAGCAGCAGGAGCAGCCGGAGCAGGACAAGGAGGAGGACAAGGAGGAGGACCAAGGCCAGGACCAGGAGCAGGACCAGGGCCAGGAGCGGGAGCAGGAGCAGGAGCAGGAGCAGGAGCAGGAGCAGGAGGAGGAGGAGGAGGAGGACUACGUGCAGUAGAAACAGCAGCAGCAGCAGGAGGAGGAGGAGGAGGAGGAGGAGGAGGAGGAGGAGGAGGACGACGACGGCGAAGAGCUGGAGUAGGAAGGAAGAAGAAAACGGAGAGAGCAUCGGCAGCAGCAGCAGCACCGGACGAGGAGGAGGAGGAGGAGGAAGGAGGGAGAAAAUGGACAGGUUAUAAUCUGCACGGCAUAUCGGCGGAAGAACACGGAGGUAACCAUUGCAAUCCCUGUUGAUGGAAGGCUGUUAUGUUUAACUUAGUGAAAAGGGAGGGACAUGCUAAAAAUAGAACAUUGAAUAUAGAUUGAGUUUGAUCUAACUAGGGCAGCAGAUAAACCCUGCAUUUUGUCGUUCAUGUGGCUGAACGGGACUGCAGAAUGACGGAACAGAACGCGCCUCUAGACUCUUAGACAGUGAGCAUUCGCGCUUGGAUGUUUCGUCAUCAUCAGAUUCUUCCCUGUUGCCUUCAGGAGGCCGUUUCCUUAGUUCGCCCACGGCCACCGACGGUCUUUUACAUAUGUAAAUAUUAUUUACUGUAGUAGUAAAUUACUGUAACAGUA